Aspergillus puulaauensis is the source of this 1056-nucleotide messenger RNA. RefSeq lists its product as uncharacterized. The record is from RefSeq and is a predicted model, not a curated record. The coding region runs from base 1 to 1056 and encodes 351 amino acids. NCBI's taxonomy places the organism in Eukaryota, Fungi, Ascomycota, Eurotiomycetes, Eurotiales, Aspergillaceae. The transcript is spliced from 2 exons.
AUGUCUCCCAAGCCCACCAACCCAACAACCACACCUUGCAACAUCCCCGAUAUAAACUACGACCACUCCUUCGCCGAAAAGCUCCAAACAAACAUGUCCGCCCUAGCCGGUAUAUUCAACUUCCCAACAACACAAGAACUCUGGGACCUCGUCCAAAAAGACCCAAGCGCCAAACCCAUCUUCGACGCCUGGGCCGGCGAGCGCAAGAACUUCCCCACCAAUCUGCGCGGAAUCACACAUACCAAACUCAUGAUUCUCGCCUCUAACCAGGGGCUCCACCACAUUCUCGCCAACGACAAGCACCCGGCCUUCAGCGGGCAGGUUUUCCAGCAGAAUCAGCUUCCUGUACAGGGGAAGGUGGAAGUUAAUACUAUGAUUCUGCCGCAUCUUACGGCGCUGUGGUAUAUCGCGAGACUCGUUAGGGAGAAGCCGGUUCUCUUUCCGGGGUCGAGGGUGGCGUCUGUAUCGGUGGGGGUGUCGGUGUCUCACGCACCAACAGAUGAGAUUUCGUUUGAUCCGUAUGAUGUGUUUCAUGCGUGGAAGCUGCUUAGGUGGAUUUGGUGGGUUAAGGUUCCUAAGACGAAGCCUCGGGUGAAGCCUGCUACGCCGCCGGUUUUUCACACGGAUUCUGGUGUCGAUGACUCGGAUGGAGCUGUGGGUGGGGAUGUGUUGAGCUCUGAGGUGAAGGUUGAAGAUGGGAGAGACAACGUUUCUGAUGUCAGGUCGGUUACAGCGAACGAGGAUGCAGCUGGACAGGAUGCCCCUCAAGGCGUGGAUCAUCAGGCCUCGGUCGAAGAGACAAACAAUCAAGUCAACAAUUAUGCAAGCAAAGAUGCAACUGGGCAGGGUGUUUCCCAGGACACAGAGAGCAAAGAUACUGCUACUGAUAUCCCCUACGACACCGCAGACGAGGGCAAGACCGAAGAUCCAACUCCAGAUACGGAUGGUAAACAAAUUAAGACCGAAGAAACUGAAGAUACAGCAAAGCGAGGACUGCCCGAGGACGAAGACGGUGAGGGCGAGUCGGGUGUUUCGAAGAAGAGCAAAACUUGCUGA